Molecule: messenger RNA, 2103 nt
Organism: Paramuricea clavata
Lineage: Eukaryota; Metazoa; Cnidaria; Anthozoa; Malacalcyonacea; Plexauridae
Source: the annotation of a GenBank genome assembly
CGGAAGCGGAAGUGGCGGUAUUGCGGCGCUGGCUUGCGCAGGCUAUGAAAACGUCACAAAGGCAACGGCACAGAAUAGAAGAUAUAGGGUUUUUAUUCUGUGUAUAGGGGCAACGGUGCCAUCACCUGCCACCACCACCAGAGGUCCCAUCACGGUUAAAAUAUACAAGCACAAAAUAAAAUGGCUUUUGGUAGUUUUAAAAAUGUUUUAGCAGCAUUUACUCGUCGAAAAGCGAUCGAAAGUACCUUCGAGUCGCCGCUACGUCGUUGUCUAGUUUUCUGGGACCUAUUUUUACUCGGGGUCGGCGGCUCAGUCGAUGUGGCGUUGUACAUUGUAUUAGGAAAUGUGGUAAGAGAUUUCUGCGGCCCAUCAAUCGUCAUCUCUAUGAUAAUUGGCUUUUUUCUGUGCUUUGUAAGUGGAUUAUGCUACGCCGAGUUUGCCUCCUAUGUGCCAACAUCUGGGUCAGAUUACGACUAUGUGUACUCAGCUUUGGGGGAGCUCUGUGGCUUUCUGGACGGAUGGUCCAUUUUAAUUGGUUCUGUGAUUGCCACUGCUGCGCUGGCGCAAGGUGCCGCAGAUUUGAUGAGGUCACUUACUGAUUCAGUUACAUUCAAUUAUUUGGAUGCUCAUGCCACCCUACCUGACCAUGCCCUGCUUGCCCCCAAUGUGAACAUUGUUGCUGCAGCACUUAUUAUACUUGUAACCAUUAUUACUGCAAUGGGCGUCCAAAGUUCAGUGCGGAUCAACGAUGGUAUUGUUGCAAUUAAUUUAUUGGUCAUCGUGUUUACAUUCGUUACUGGACUUGUGUACAUCGAUUUUGACCACUGGUCGGGCUGGGACAACUUUGCUCCAUAUAGCGUUAACGGUAUCCUAAAGUCACUACCGUUUACCAUAUUUUUUUACGGUGGGUUUGUUUGUAUAACUUUCUCUACUGAAGAAGUUAUAAACCCACAGAAGAUUUUACCUAAGUCUAUAAUGGCCUCGUUAAUUGGUAUAUUCACUUGCUUUUUCUGCAUUGGGACUGUACUAAGUUUGAUUAUCCCAUAUAACCAACUAUCGACAGUGUCUCCCUUGUCUGAUGCUUUUGCAAUGGUCGCAUUCAAACAGUCGAAAUAUGUCAUAGCAUUUGGUGGAUUUUGUUCCUGUUUUAGUUCUGUUCUUACCGCAUGUUAUGCAAACUCUCGUCUAACAUACGUCAUGGCAAGAGACGGCUUGCUAGUGAGUUUUCUUCACAAAGUUAACAAGCAAUCAUUAGUACCAAUCCAAGCAGUUUUGGUCACUGGCUUCAUAGCGACUAUACUAACAGCAUUUGUUGAUUUAACGAUCUUAAUUGAGAUAUGUUCCAUACUAACAUUAUUACCAUAUGUGACAUUGGCCAUCACUGUGAUACUACUACGAUACAAAGAACAUGGUGCUAACGAUGUAGUGGACAUUAAUUGUGAUGAUGAAGCACAACCUAACAAUACAGAGUCGCAUCAAAUUGCUUCAGCCACAGACAACUUAAUGAAUGGUCAUCCACUGUUAUCACAAAUGAACAUUUUAUUCGGAAGAAAAGCCAAGUCAACAAUUAUAAUUGCAUUAGUAGUACUAUUCCUAUCAUCAGCUGCUAUAUCUUUGGUUAUUCGUUUUGGGAUAUCCUACAAACUCGAAACACCCCUCUUUGUUGCCCUAAGUAUUAUUUUCACCAUCCCACUGUUGGCAUCUAUGGUGGUUAUAUACAGAACUCCGCAUCAAAUAUUAAAGUUUCCAUUUACAAUCCCAAUGUUUCCAAUGCUGCCGACUGUCUGCCUUGCUGCAUGUACAUUUGUCAUGUUUCAGUUUAGUAUGUGGGCAUGGAUACUGUUUGUCAUCAAUACUGUAUUUGGUAUGUAUUUGAAAUGGUAGGAUAGGUCUUAUUCACCCCAGCAAGCCACAAUGAACCAUGCUUAACCAGUUAACCCAUUACUUAACUCAGGUUACAAAUCAAUCAAGCUGAUUGAUAUUGAUUACUAUUCACGUUUUAUUUUAACGGGAGGGCACCUUGCAUGGGCACUUCAGUCCUCCUUUGCUGAUUGGUUAACUUUCAAUAUAUAUUUGUACAUAUUUAUUAAAUAUUUAACCAAU